This is a messenger RNA of Ogataea philodendri, 2052 nucleotides long. RefSeq lists its product as uncharacterized. Gene Ontology annotation, cellular component: cytosol. The coding region runs from base 1 to 2052 and encodes 683 amino acids. Lineage: Eukaryota; Fungi; Ascomycota; Pichiomycetes; Pichiales; Pichiaceae. The record is from RefSeq and is a predicted model, not a curated record. Gene Ontology annotation, molecular function: flavin adenine dinucleotide binding; FMN binding; NADPH-hemoprotein reductase activity. The transcript has a single exon.
AUGGCUCUUGAUACUUUGGAUCUAAGCGUUUUGGCGGUCGUUGCCAUUCUAUUGGCUGCUUAUUUCACCAGAGGCACUCUGUGGGGCAAUUCCGACGAUGGCGUUACAGUUGCGCGUGGGUCUUCCAGAGAUCUCAUUGAGGUGAUCUCGGCCAACGAGAAGAAGGCCCUUGUUCUCUUCGGUUCUCAGACAGGUACUUCCGAGGACUACAGCCACAAAUUUGCCAAGGAGUUCCAGUCUCGGUUCUCUAUUCCAACCAUGUGCGGAGACCUUGCUGAUUACGACUAUGAGAAUCUAAACGAGAUCUUUACGAGCGUGGAUGGAUUCCAGCUGAUCGUGUUUUUGAUGGCCACUUACGGCGAGGGCGAACCUCCUGACAAUGCUGUGGAGUUCUUUGACUAUUUGGAGAACGAGUGCGAAGAUUUGUCCACGGUCAAGUUUUCGUGUUUCGGUCUGGGUAACUCGACCUACGAAUUCUACAACGCCAUGGGUAAAAGAACCGUUUCCACUCUCACCGAGAAGGGCGCCACUCUGAUUGGUGAACUAGGUCUUGGAGACGACGGCAGAGGAACCAUGGACGAGGAUUACAUGGCCUGGAAAGAUGGAUUGUUUGAUGUGCUCAAGGACAAAUUGAGUUUAAAAGAGCACGAUCUCGUGUACGAGCCUGGUAUCAAGGUCGAGGAAAGCUCGUUGACCGUGUUGUCACCAGAGGUGUCUUUGGGAGAGCCAGACUCUAAGUAUGUGAACCCAUCUGAAGACGACCUCAAGUCUCACAAGCUCGGCCCGUUCGACCACACUCAUCCUUACCUUGCUCCGAUCACCGCCAGCAAGGAGUUGUUCAACUCGGAAACAAGACACUGUGUCCAUGCUGAGUUCGACUUGUCAGACUCGAAUCUCAAGUACUCUACGGGAGACCAUCUUGCCAUCUGGCCUUCGAACUCUAACGAGGAAGUUGCCAAGCUUUUGGACAUUCUUGGAUUGUCCGACAAAAAAGACAUUGUGAUCAAGAUCUCGUCCUUGGACCCUACCGUGCAUCCUCACGUGUCGUCUCCCAGCACCUACGAGUCCGUGAUCAGACACUAUCUUGAGAUCUCGGGCCCUGUUUCCCGUCAGUUUGUUGGUUCGGUUGCACAGUUUGCUCCGACUGAGGAGGCAAAAGCUUUGGCCAGCAAGCUUGGAAAGGACAAAGAGUUGUUCCACAAGGAGGUUACGGCCAAGUACCUGAACAUCUCCGACUUGUUGCACGUGUUGAGCAAUGGUGCCAAAUGGACCACUGUUCCAUUUGAGUUUGUGAUAGAGUCCAUUGCUCACCUGCAACCAAGAUACUAUUCGAUUUCUUCGUCGUCCAUGAGCGAGAAGCAGACUGUUCACGUCACUGCUGUGGUUGAGCAGGAACGGUAUCCUAAUGUUGACAAAGUGGUCACUGGUGUGGCUACGAACUUACUUUUAAACAUCCAGCAGGCCCAGAACAAAGUGUCUGAUUCCAAGUUGCCGGUGACAUACGACUUGGCAGGUCCAAGAAACAAGUUUGAAAAAUUCAAGCUACCUGUUCACGUGAGAAGAUCCACGUUCAAGUUGCCGUCUAACCCUGCCACCCCGAUCAUUUGUAUUGGUCCGGGUACUGGUGUUGCUCCUUUCAGAGGGUUCAUCAGAGAAAAGGUGAAGCAGGUGGAGAACGGAUCCAACGUUGGCAAGGCUGUGCUUUUCUUUGGUUGCAGAAACUCCAACGAGGACUUCCUCUACAAAGACGAAUGGGUUGACUAUUCCAAGAAGCUGGGCGACAAGUUCGAGCUGGUGACUGCAUUUUCUCGGGAAACCGCCAAGAAGGUCUAUGUUCAAGACAAGAUGCUUGAAAAAGCCAGCGAGAUCAACCAGGCUCUGAAUGACGGAGCGUUCUUCUACGUUUGUGGAGACGCUGCGAGAAUGGCCAGAGACGUCCAAUCUGUUCUUAUCAAGAUCUUCGUUGCCGAGAGAAAGGUGACCGAAGAAGUUGCAACCGACAUGGUGAAGAACCUUAGGGUUUUAAAUAGAUAUCAGGAGGAUGUUUGGUGA